CGGGUGCACUUGAAAUGUUGGAGUGGCUCGCUCGGAGUCGCACUGUAUCCGGAGCGAAGUAGAGGUUUACCCGAAGCGAAUGUCGAAUAUCCAACUUAAAACUAACUUCACUGCGGUCGUUUCCUGCUGUGAUAUUUGAACAAGCAUACAAGGUUCAGCCAACACGCAGGUCAAAAUGAAGAGUCUGGUUGGGUAUUGUUUGUUCACCUUGGCAUUUCUUUUGAGCUUCACAGAACAGGCUAAGAAACCACAGGCAGCCGUUACUUCUCAAGGAACAGACUGCACACAGAUUAAGGCUCUUUCACCACAAGCAUCCAGUGGGGUUUAUGUAAUCCAGCCUCCUGGAGUCAAGACCCCAUUUAAGGUGUACUGUGAGAUGCGAUCAGAUGGAGGCUGGACGGUGAUGCAGAGACGCAGUGGCGGAGCGGUUUCCUUCGACAAGAAGUGGGCAGCAUAUAAAAAUGGUUUUGGACACAUGACACAGGACCACUGGCUCGGUCUGAAGAAUGUUUUCUGUCUGACCAAGAACAAGACAAAGAAGUGGACCCUGAGGGUUGACCUGUGGGACCAUGAAGGUGGCACUGCUCACGCCCUGUAUAGAAACUUUAGAUUGUCCAGUGAGAAAAAAGCUUUCAGACUGCAUGUUGGAAAAUACACUGGAAAUGCAGGUGAUGCCAUCCGUGGUGCCUAUCCAGGCAUUAACCAGAAUGGCUUUGGCUUCAGCACCAUUGAUCGUGACAAUGACGGCUGCUCCCCAUGCAUCUUUGGUGACAUUGCUCAAAUGGACUGUAGCUCUUCAGAAGGUGGUGGUUGGUGGUUCAGCCGCUGUGGCUCUGCCAGUCUGAACGGCGACUGGCAUCCUACUGGUAACCACAUCGGUUGGGCGUCAGGCCUCCAUUGGGGAACCUGGAAAACUCCCAUGCCUUACUCCAUGAAGGCCACCAGAAUGAUGAUCCAGUCUGUGUGUGAGGACCCAACCUACAUUUAACCCAAGACAGGCUGGCUUCUCUUGUAUUUUUAAAUGCAAAAAUGUUUAGGUUUUUUUUUUUAACACUGGCCAUAUGCUUCAUUGUUUCUUUGUUUCCAGUCUCAGAAGUCGAUUCUGAAGUGACAAGAUGAGUCAGUGAGUUAUCCGAUCCAAAAAUCUACAUUACAAUCAAGAGAAAAAUAUAUUUGUACCUAGAAAGAGGUAAAUGAUGCAUGUCCCCAAUGAUUCAUUCAAGUUGAACAGUUAACAGUUUUUUGAAUGAUGUAAAAUUACAGAAGGUGCAUUAAUCAGGUUAAAAGUCUGAAGAAACAAGACGAGUCAGUGAGUUAUUAGAUCCGAAGAGAGAAAUUUACAUUACCAUGAAGAUAAAAGAAUAUUUGUACCCUGAAUUAUUAUCUAUAAACCACAACAACAAUUGCACUUAAGAAAACUAGGUUAAAUAACCAUGAUCACAUUGUACCUUAGAGUCAAACCAGCAGAGAGGGUAUCUCUUAAACAGCUGCUAGAUGUACAUGUUGAAAUUCCAGCUAAUUGUAAUUGGAACCCUAUUGUAAAUUCGGGCUCAUUGCUUCUGUAUGGAAAUUUUAUGGCAACAUUAAUGUCAUCUGCUUACCCAACCUCAACCUGGCAUGUAGCUGCUUUCCAUUCUAUUAUGUUUCUGUUUCUUUUUUGUGCUCAGUCAACUUUCCCAUAGUUAGAAAUAGAUUAGAAAAAGUUAGCCUAGUGUGAAAAAUGCAGCAGUUGUUAGAGGCGGCAUGUAAACUUGCAUUGUGUGCUUGAAUCCACACUCUUGUCCCCCAACAAACACAUUUAUAGCCACUCUUUUAGGGACAUAUGUAUGACAACAGAACAUUGAUCAUAUUCUUAAUGAUGGGAGGUUCUGGAUGAAGGUUGUACAGCAGGUGGUGGGCCAGGGUCAUCUUCCAGAUGGACAUUCACUCCUUUGAACACAGUUAUGAGCACCUUAUCAUGCUGCAGUUAGUACCAGUCACUCUUAGUUAGAUUAGUGCGUCAUCAAUUGUCAAAGCUUUGAGGUUUGCGGUUCAGAUGACAGUUGCCACCGCAUAUAGACCUCAAUUGGAAAAGAGCUAAAGUGAGCCCAGAUGGCAAUAACUACGAUUGUGUUGGUGCCUCCAAAUAAGCCAUCUAGUUCAUUGGCAAUGUAACACACCUCACUUGUUGGGACAGCUACGUGGUAGUGCUACUUUGAGGUGUUCAAACCACUGCCUCAUGGUGGAGUCACUGACUGAUAGCAGAAAAGGUGGUGAAUUGUUGAACUGCAGUGCCAUCUAGUGCUCGCCACACACCCUGGUAGUAAUAGCCAGAGAGUCCAGACUUCACAGUCCAGACUUCGUACAUGAGACCCCUGGUCUUCAUCUUUGGCUGACCUGAGAGGGUGGAGUUAUUUUACAUUUUGCUUAUUGUCAAUAAAUCGCAUGCAAACACCAAACCUUGAUCACUCCCUUGCCUGGCCUCAAGUCAGAUUGUUUCUAGUGAAGGCAUAAUAUCUUUUAUGAAUGUUUCACAAGUACAAAGUCAAUUUAUGCACUCUGAUGUUUAUCAAAAUGCAGAAAUAAACAAGUUUGCUGAAAUUGUCUGAAAAUGCAUUCUGAGGAUAAAACUCAGUAUUUAUAGACUUAAAUUGUGUAGAAAUGUUGUAUGAUCAAAACUGUAUAGGAUUUUACAUAUCCAGACCUCAUCUAUGUCACCAAAUGUAUGAAUAUAGAAGACUGUUGAGAUGAAGAUGUUCCUGCAAGCUCUUAAAUACUUAAAUAAAACGCAAGCAAAGUGA
Messenger RNA from Larimichthys crocea (large yellow croaker), 2780 nucleotides. RefSeq names its product angiopoietin-related protein 5. The record is from RefSeq and is a predicted model, not a curated record. Lineage: Eukaryota; Metazoa; Chordata; Actinopteri; Sciaenidae. Gene Ontology annotation, molecular function: protein-macromolecule adaptor activity; extracellular matrix structural constituent. The transcript has 7 exons. Gene Ontology annotation, cellular component: fibrinogen complex. The coding region runs from base 176 to 988 and encodes 270 amino acids. Gene Ontology annotation, biological process: blood coagulation; positive regulation of heterotypic cell-cell adhesion; platelet aggregation.